This is a messenger RNA of Gamsiella multidivaricata, 807 nucleotides long. RefSeq lists its product as uncharacterized. The record is from RefSeq and is a predicted model, not a curated record. Gene Ontology annotation, cellular component: endomembrane system. NCBI's taxonomy places the organism in Eukaryota, Fungi, Mortierellomycota, Mortierellomycetes, Mortierellales, Mortierellaceae. The transcript is spliced from 4 exons. The coding region runs from base 250 to 657 and encodes 135 amino acids.
GUUGGAAUGGCAUCCUCUGAUACUGCGUUUUAUACCUACACGUGAUAAAUUUCCGGGCUUUGCCCGCAUGGCCCAAGCCAAGGACGGCUGUGAAUGGGCUGUCCGCUUCCCUAUGUUCCUUUCCUCGCAUCGAUUCUCGAGACAACCCAUUCGUCCUUAAUCCCCAUUCCUCCAUUUCCUGUUCGACUGCAUUAAAGAGCAAACACUGCUGUCGACUGACGAUUGCUUCUCUUUUUCUCACUCUGAUUCAUGACCUCACUUGCUACUUCUUAUCAAAAGCCAACGUCCGGCGUCCAGAAACUUGUCCACCGAACCAAAAAAAUGCGCUUCCCUCGCCGUGCAAACCGGUUCCUGCAGAUGCAAGAGGACACCGGCUACUCUGACGGACAGUUCGUUGCGCCCAUGCCCAAAAUCCCAUGGAAGUCAAUUGCUCUUGCAAUGGUUCUUUUGAUCCUCGGUACCGUAGGACUGACCAUUGGAUCGCUACUCAAGGUCGGCAUCAUCGUUAGUCCAGACUGGCUGGAUAAAGGCACCCCGCUCCUAAUUCUUGGCGCGCUAUGCUUCAUCCCAGGAUCGUACCACGUCGCACUUGCUUACUAUGCAUACAAGGACUAUGAGGGCUACUCAUUCUCACACAUUCCCGACAUCGACGAUUAGACACGCAUCUCAGCAGGGCAGAGAAUUAUGUUUCUAAGACACUGCUUACUGCCUUGUUUCUAUCACGCAUAUGAGCUUCGCCUCAUUCCAUUUGUAUUAUAUCUGAUAUCUUCAAUAAAGCUAUGGCAGUUCAGGCCAUUGUCGCUCAAU